Brassica napus (rape) is the source of this 1464-nucleotide messenger RNA. RefSeq lists its product as uncharacterized. NCBI's taxonomy places the organism in Eukaryota, Viridiplantae, Streptophyta, Magnoliopsida, Brassicales, Brassicaceae. The record is from RefSeq and is a predicted model, not a curated record. The coding region runs from base 1 to 1464 and encodes 487 amino acids. Gene Ontology annotation, biological process: DNA transposition. The transcript has 2 exons. Gene Ontology annotation, molecular function: transposase activity; zinc ion binding; DNA binding.
AUGCGUGAUAGAAGGAAAGGCACAAAACAAAUCGUUGCAUCUGUUUUGGCUCAAGAUUAUCCUGGUACAUUUGACACACCAGUUCCCAAAGUUCUGAUCGAUUUGGUUCAUCGCAAAGUUGGUGUGAAAGUAUCAUACACCGCCGCAUGGAGAGGAAAAAGAGAAGCUGCUAAUGAAGUGCGAGGGAGUCCAGAAGAGAGUUUUACUUUACUACACUGUUAUAUGCACAUGCUGGAACAAACCAAUAUUGCCACAAGAACACUUGUAGAAGUGGAUGAGCACCAAAGAUUUAAGUAUCUGUUUUUUGCACUUGGAGCUAGCGUAGAAGGGUUCCGUGCAAUGAGGAAAGUCCUCAUUGUGGAUGCAACACACCUCAAGAAUGUUUAUGGUGGAGUUCUCUUUGUUGCGACAGCUCAAGAUCCCGAUCAUCACCACUACCCAAUUGCAUUUGGUGUAGCAGAUGAUAGAAACAUAAGCUUAAUCAAGGCAGUACGUCUAGUGUUCCCUGAGGCCGAACAUGGGUAUUGUAUAUGGCAUUUAUCUCAGAAUGUUAAAGGCCACGUCCAUAACAACAAAGAUACUUGUGCGUUCAAGUUUAGAGAAUGUGCACAUGCUUAUACAGUGGCUGAGUUCCAGUACCUUUAUCAUGCUUUUCGCAGGAAGUAUCCAAGUGCAGCGGCGUAUCUUGACAAAAGUGUUGAAGAGAAGAAAUGGGCUAGAUGUUACUUUAAAGGAGAUAGAUACAAUGUCGACACCACCAAUUCAGUAGAAUCUUUUAAUGGUGUUAUUAGGGGAGCGAGAAUGUACACCUUACUGCCAAUGUUUGAUGUAAUCAUUGCAAAAAUGGCUGAAUGGUUUAACAAGUAUAGGAAGAAGGCAGCUGAAGUACCAUACAACCUGAAGCUUGUGCCUAUUGUGGAAGAGGAAAUGUCUAAAAGAUGUGUUGAAGGAGGGUUUCUCACAGUUAAAGAGUUAAACAGCUUCCAUCUUGAGUACAGUGUGCAAGGUACUGACGGGAAGGUUUAUACCGUUGAUAUGGCUAUGUACACUUGUAGCUGUGAGCAAUUUGAUAAAGACAAAUACCCAUGUGUGCAUGCAGUCGCGGCUGCCACAUUCAUGACACAUAAAGCAGGAAAGGAACUCCAUCUAUCUGAGUAUUGUUCUAAGUACUAUUUGGUAGAGCAAUGGGCUUUGGCUUAUCACAGGACAAUAUAUCCUGUUCCUCAUAUAUCUGAUUGGGUUAUACCAGAAGAAGUUAGAGCAAAGAAAAUACUUCCUCCGGAUUUUGAAGUCAAGAAAGGAAAACCACAACAAACAAGGUUUCCAUCAGUAGGAGAAUCUCGUGGAAGAGGAAAAAGAGGCAAAGGGAGUGGUAGAGGGAGUGGCAGAGGCACGGGCAGAGCCAGAGGAGAAGGUCUUGCAGCAUAUUUUGAAUGUGGAAGUGGUUCGGGUUCAGGUAUUUGA